AUGGUCCUCAAAGACAGAAACAGCCACAGCCAGGGUUGGGAAUGGGGAACACGGGGCCAGACCCCCAACCCCAAAGAAGUCCUGAGGGUCGUGGCCCAGGGUGUAAAGGUGAAGUCAGUCCUGCCCAGAGGAAGCCAGGAGGUGCUGGGCAACACGUCUGAGAAGGACAAAAAGGGAGAAGAGGAGGCGGCGGCAGCAGGGGAGCUCUCUGGGGACACAGGGACCUCAGACAAGGGCCACUUUGCCGAAGCUCUGGAGGUGGAGCAAGGAUGCCUGCAGAGGACCAUGGGAUCACUGGAGAUCAGCUCUGAGGCCUUCACCAGGGAGAAGGAGCAUCUGCUCAAUGGUGACCUCAGGCUGGCCUCUUCAAAAGUGGAGACAACUCUCUGGAACCACCUCCUCACCUUGUACAAGCAGCUUCAGAAAUCUGCCAUGGCCAAGGGCUGCAGGUUUGAGGCCUUCUUCACCUUCUCAGUGACCUGGCACAUACUUAGUUUCUUCUCAAGGGUUUCCCCAUGAGGUAAGGAAGAGGAAAUGGAGGAAGAGGGCAACUCAUUUAAGCUAUGUGUCCCAGGCAUCGUCACCCUCCAGUCACCGCUACGUAAGACUUUUAGGUCAACAGAUACAGUGGGUAAGUGCAGUGCCUCCACCUCUCCUCCCAGCCUGCCCAGAGGUUCAAGGAGUCCCCCUUGUCUAGUGGCUCAUGGGUGCGA
Molecule: messenger RNA, 713 nt
Organism: Pteropus alecto (black flying fox)
Lineage: Eukaryota; Metazoa; Chordata; Mammalia; Chiroptera; Pteropodidae
Product: gametogenetin-binding protein 1-like
Exons: 5
Coding region: 1-519 (172 amino acids)
Source: RefSeq, a predicted model, not a curated record